AAGUUGUCAAUGAACGAUGUGGAGCUGAGCUUCAGCAGAAGCGCGAGCGACGGAGUUCGUCAUUCCUCUCAGUCCGCGGGAGCGCCGUUAACGCGCUGCAGGUGACGCAAACCGAGCGAUGCUCCACUGUCCAUCCUCAUGAAAGCGACAAACGUGCGUCUUCCUUUUGAAACAGCGUGAUUUGGGAAUAGACUGUCCCGUUGGAUCGCUGUGAAGCUUCAGAAUGAAAUCCUUCAAAUAUCCUUCAAAUCCUCUCCUGGAACUAACCGUCAUCUGUCUGUUCAUUCAAAACUCCUGGAUGGAGACCGAAGCAGCAUCCAUGAUGGCUGGCAGGGCAGUGACAGAAAACUGCCCUUUGGGUCAGUUCCCUUGUGGAAACAUGAGUGUGUGUUUGCCUCAGGUCCUUCAGUGCAAUGGCCACAGGGACUGCAAGAACGGAGCAGAUGAGGAACACUGCGGGGACAACAGUGGAUGGGCGGAUAUCUUUGACCGCACUAUAAAAAAGGCAGAGCCACAGGACCUUCCUAAUGACUGCUUUGUGCAGCAGUAUCCAGAGAGCUGUGAUUGCAUUAAGACCGAGGUGGAAUGUGUUGACGUCAACUUGCAUGUUGUACCAAUCCUCUCCUCCAAUGUGACUUGGUUAUCCCUGAAGAACAAUAAGAUCAGGAAUUUGGAUGAUUACAUCUUCUCCAAAUACACACAACUGCAGAGGCUGUUUCUUCAGAACAACGUAAUUCAGAUGGUCUCAAGCUGUGCCUUCAGUGGACUAUACACUCUAGAAAAACUGUUUCUUAGCCAAAACCACAUAAGCUAUUUAGGACCAGGUGUAUUCAGAGAUCUACACAAAUUAGACUGGCUAGUACUGGAUCACAAUCCAGUUAAAAGUGUCACCUAUGAUACUUUCAUCGGUCUGAGGUCGCUGACAUUUCUAUCAAUGGUAAACACAUCCCUGAUGUGGCUGCCCGAUUCAAGUCUCUGUCAACAUAUGCCCUUGCUCAGGUGGCUGGACUUCGCUGAGAACCAUGUUGAGUUCUUGAAUUAUUCCUCUCUGAAGACCUGCACCGAGCUCACAGUGCUAUCACUGCAUGACAAUAAAAUCAAGAUCCUUCCAGAAAACACCUUUCAUUCUCUUGGAUCUUUGGUUGAACUAGAUUUGUCUUGCAACAGAAUUUCCGAUCUUCCUAAAAACACUUUCAGGAGUUUACAAUAUCUGCAGAAACUGAACAUAUCCCAUAAUCCUUCACUCCAUAUUCAUGCCAGCUACUUCGAUCACCUAGUCCAACUUCAGUCUCUAAGUCUGGAGGGCAUUGAGAUUCCUAAAAUAUCCACCAAGAUGUUUCUUCCCAUGGGGAACUUGUCCCACAUAUAUUUUAAGGAUUUUCAGUAUUGUUCCUAUGCCCCACAUGUACGGAAAUGUAAACCUAAUACAGAUGGCAUUUCAUCAGUGGAAGACCUGUUAGCCAGCCAUGUUCUGCGGGUGUCCGUCUGGGUUAUGGCCUUCAUCACCUGCUUCGGGAAUCUCUUUGUUAUCGGAAUGCGCUCCUUCAUUAGAGCAGAGAACAACCUGCAUGCAGCCUGCAUCAAAGUCCUGUGUUUUGCUGACUGUCUGAUGGGAGUCUAUCUUUUCUUCCUGGGGAUAUUUGAUGUGAAAUUUCGGGGCGAAUAUAACCGGAAUGCUCUGAUCUGGAUGGAUAGCGUGGAAUGCCGAACGAUUGGCUUUCUUGCCAUGCUCUCCUCUGAAGUAUCUGUUCUACUCCUCACCUACUUGACACUAGAGAAGUUCCUAGUCAUCGUCUUCCCGUUUAGCCAUCUGCGGCCUGGGAAGCUGCAGACAGUGUUGGCUCUGGCCUUCAUCUGGAUUCUAGGAUUCGCCAUAGCAGCUGUUCCCUUGCUAAAUGAAGACCUGUUUGGGAACUAUUAUGGGCGAAAUGGAGUUUGUUUUCCUCUGCACUCUGAUAGGCUGGAGAAACCAACAGCCAAAGGAUACUCCACAGGAAUAUUUCUAGGUCUUAAUCUGGUGGCGUUUUUGGUGAUUGUCAUUUCCUAUUCCAGCAUGUUCUGUUCCAUUUAUAAAACCGGCAUCAAUGCCACAGAUGUGCGCAGUCGGCUACACAAAGAUGUGGCCGUGGCCAACCGCUUUUUCUUUAUUGUGUUCUCUGAUGCCCUCUGCUGGAUACCCAUAUUUUUGGUCAAAACACUCUCUCUGCUAAAAGUUGAGAUUCCAGGGACAAUAAACUCCUGGGUGGUGAUAUUCAUUCUUCCAAUCAACAGCGCUCUUAACCCCAUCCUCUACACCCUGACCACCAGCUUCUUCAGAGAACAGGUGGAGCUUCUCCUUUGCCAGUGGCAGCGGCGCUCUUUGUCAAAGAAAGUCCGUAAGAGUCUCACCAGCUCCACCAUCUACAUGGAGCCCUUUCGCAAUGCAGAAUACCCUGCAAAAAUUUCCUUGCCACGACUGUCUUUGACAAACAUGGAUAACCAAUAUGGGUGAAAGAGUCAAUGAGUAAAUGGUUUUAUACUGUAGCCUAUCAUAAUCAUUAUCUGUGUUCAGACAGGAGAAUUGACAGUCUUUGCUGAAACAGUUUAGUUGAAGAAUGGAACUGUGAUUCUUGCCGUUUUGGUUCCAGUAUAUAGUGCUCUUUUUAGACACAUGACUCUAGCUUCACUGUUUUCUCCAUUAGGAGAAGUAUUUUUGAUCACUUUAGCUAGACGAGAGCCUCAGACCCCUCCAGCGUCCAUUUCCUUCCUAAACGCCAUGUUUGGCUUACAGCCCCUGAGCUGGGCUUGUUGUUUGUCUCAAAAGCUUUACAAGAAGAAAAUCAAUGACUACAAAACGCAAUGCACAAGACUGUCAGUAUUUACUGCAGAGCACAUCUGAGAGGGAUCCAAAGAACUUUAUAGUAUUAUUUACAUGAAGGGCAUUUGUUUUAUGGAAAUGUUUCGAUAUGUGGUUUUGAGGUUGAAUUUGAGAAGUUAUUUGUAAUAUACAGCAAAGUUUUUUUAUAUAUAUAUAUAUUUGUUCUGCCAUUUCACAGAAAAGAAACAUUAAAUGGAAUGCCUCAAAGUUGGUUGGUCAACAAAGUAAAUCAUUCCUGACUGAACAGAAGCAUGCAAACAAGAUAAAGUGGUGCAUAUCAUUCAGUUAUUUUUUUUUCUUUUUUAUAUUUUUUAUUUUUCUUUUUUUUUUACAAUGAUGCUAAAGCAUUUUAUUUUUAUACUCAUGCAGACUAUUUAUAAGUUAGAUUUUUGGAAAAAUGUGAACAAAUAUUCAAAGUCAGAUUUAACAAUUUAACAAGCAAUAGAUAAUUGAAAAUCUGCAGAAGUUCAUCAACCAGUGACACUAGUGAGCCAAGGAUAUCCUUGUACACUGAAACAAAUGAUAUUACAUUUUCAUAAGGUGACUUUUUUUCUUUUAAGGUAAGUGGUUGCAAACAAUUUAUU
This is a messenger RNA of Carassius auratus (goldfish), 3441 nucleotides long. Its product is annotated as relaxin receptor 2-like. The coding region runs from base 224 to 2491 and encodes 755 amino acids. The record is from RefSeq and is a predicted model, not a curated record. Gene Ontology annotation, molecular function: protein binding; G protein-coupled peptide receptor activity. NCBI's taxonomy places the organism in Eukaryota, Metazoa, Chordata, Actinopteri, Cypriniformes, Cyprinidae. The transcript has 18 exons. Gene Ontology annotation, cellular component: plasma membrane. Gene Ontology annotation, biological process: adenylate cyclase-activating G protein-coupled receptor signaling pathway; activation of adenylate cyclase activity; hormone-mediated signaling pathway.